Messenger RNA from Lepus europaeus (European hare), 1408 nucleotides. RefSeq names its product CD2 cytoplasmic tail binding protein 2 (gene CD2BP2). The transcript is spliced from 7 exons. Lineage: Eukaryota; Metazoa; Chordata; Mammalia; Lagomorpha; Leporidae. The record is from RefSeq and is a predicted model, not a curated record. Gene Ontology annotation, cellular component: U5 snRNP. Gene Ontology annotation, molecular function: protein binding. Bases 151 to 1173 code for a protein of 340 amino acids.
ACUUCCGGCCUCCGCCGUGCGCUUCCGGGUGAUGGCGGCCAGGUGCCCCGGAUGCAGCCCUGGUGAAAGCAUCUCUCCUUUUCUUCCCCUGCCUUCCCCCAGCUCCCCAGCUUUCCCCCCAUCAGGUUAAGGGAAGCCCCCUGGCCCGUCAUGCCAAAGCGGAAAGUGACCUUCCAGGGUGUGGGAGACGAGGAUGAGGAUGACGUCAGUGUUCCCAAGAAGAAGCUGGUGGACCCCGUGACUGGGGCCGGGGGUCCCGGGAGCCGCUUCAAAGGCAAGCACUCCUUGGACAGCGAUGAAGAAGAUGACGAUGACGAGGGAUCCAGCAAGUAUGACAUCCUGGCCUCAGAGGAUGUGGAAGGUCAGGAAGCAGCCACGCUCCCCAGUGAGGGAGGGGUGCGCAUCACUCCCUUCAACCUGCAGGAGGAGAUGGAGGAAGGCCACUUUGAUGCCGACGGCAACUACUUCCUGAACCGGGACGCUCAGAUCCGAGACAGCUGGCUGGACAAUAUUGACUGGGUGAAGAUCAGGGAGCGGCCCCCGGAUCAGCACCGGGCUUCAGACUCGGAGGAGGAGGACAGCCUGGGCCAGACACCGCUGAGCGCCCAAGCCCUCCUCGAGGGGCUUCUGGAGCUGCUCCUGCCCAGGGAGACAGUGGCUGGGGCACUGAGGAGGCUGGGGGCCCGAGGAGGGGCCAAAGGGAACAGCAAGGGGCCCGGGCGGCCCAGUUCCCCCCAGCGCCUGGACCGGCUGUCUGGGUUGGCUGACCAGAUGGUGGCCCGGGGCAACCUUGGCGUUUACCAGGAAACUCGCGAGCGCCUGGCCAUGCGGCUGAAGGGGUUGGGGUGUCGGACCCAGGGGGCCCAGGACUCCACGCCCCCGCCCUCCCUGGACAUGUUUGCAGAGGAGGUAGCCGAGGGGGAGCUGGAGACCCCGACCCCUCCCCAGAGAGGAGAGGCAGAGUCGGCGGGCGACGGCCUGGUGGAUGUGAUGUGGGAAUAUAAGUGGGAGAACACCGGGGAGGCCGAGCUCUACGGACCCUUCACCAGCGCCCAGAUGCAGACCUGGGUGAGCGAAGGCUACUUCCCAGACGGAGUCUACUGCCGGAAGCUGGAUCCCCCGGGCGGUCAGUUCUACAACUCCAAACGCAUCGACUUCGACCUCUACACCUGAGCCUGCGGAGGGCCCAGUUGGGCGCCCCCCUCACCCACCUCCCCUGUUCUCUGCUGGACUUUGGGGAGCCGGCCCCCAGCUGCCUCGGGCAGGGAGAAGAUUGGAGGCCACUUUUCAGUUUCUGUUUUUCCCAAUAAAAUGCCUUUAGUGGUGUGCGAGGGCCUCGGCUGUGCUGACGGCCAGGAGCCGGGGGCCGUCUCCACAGCCCCUUCAGACCUGCCUCAGUUGUUACGUG